Messenger RNA from Miscanthus lutarioriparius, 1098 nucleotides. Lineage: Eukaryota; Viridiplantae; Streptophyta; Magnoliopsida; Poales; Poaceae. The record is from the annotation of a GenBank genome assembly.
AUGGACGCGAUCGACGCGGAGCUCGCGCGCGCGCAGGAGGAGCGGCGCAAGGUGGAGGAGGCGCUGGCGGCCGGCGCGCCCAUGGCCGUGUCCUCCGUCACCUUCGACACCGACCUCUACGGCGGCGGGGGCGCCGACCCGGACCGCUUCGCCGGCUACGACACCUCCAUCCCGGCCUCCGAGGACGCCGCCGCGGAGGACGAGGCCGCCGCCCCAGCGCCGCGCCGGCUCGCGACCUACACGGGCCACGCCAUCGCCGCCGCCGACCUCCCGCCCUCGGCCGACGGCGGCGACGACGGUCUCGGGCUGCCCAAGCGGUCCCAGCGCAUCAUCGACCGCGAGGACGACUACCGCCGCCGCUGCCUCAACCAGAUCAUCUCGCCGGAGCGCCAUGACCCGUUCGCCGCUGGGGAGGCCACCCCGGACCCCGCGGUGCGGACCUACGCCGACGUCAUGCGCGAUGCCGCGCUGCAGAAGAAGAAGGAGGACCUGCUGAGGGAGAUUGCUAAGAAGAAGGAAGAGGAGGAGAGGAAGGCCGCCACGACGAAGAAGCGGCGCAACAGGAACAGAUGGGAUGAGACACCAACUCCAGGGAGGAUGGCUGAUGCUGAUGCGACGCCUGCAGCUGGCGGCGCGACCCCUGGGGCCACUCCUUCCGGGGCUUGGGAUGCGACCCCAAAGCUGCCUGGUGGUGUCACGCCAACCCCUGGUAAGAAGCAGAGAUCAAGGUGGGAUGAGACGCCAGCCAGUAUGGGCAGUGCAACCCCCGGUGGUCGUGCGGACAACCUUGCCACACCAACUCCUAGCCAGAUCGCUCGUGGACCUAUGACUCUGGACCUGUACAACCAAUCCCGGUGGCAGCAGGACAUUCAGGAGAGGAACAGACCUCUCACCGAUGAGGAGCUUGAUGCCAUGUUCCCGCAGGAGGGGUACAAGAUUCUUGAGCCCCCGGCUUCCUACCAGCCCAUAAGGACCCCGGCAAGGAAGCUGCCUGCCACACAACACCUCUGGGGACACCACUUUAUGCUAUUCCAGAGGAGAAUCGUGGGCAGCAUUUUGAUCUGCCCAAGGAGACGACUGUUGGAUCACCGCUCAUGA